Loxodonta africana (African savanna elephant) is the source of this 1386-nucleotide messenger RNA. It is a transcript of the gene KRT222, whose product is annotated as keratin 222. NCBI's taxonomy places the organism in Eukaryota, Metazoa, Chordata, Mammalia, Proboscidea, Elephantidae. The transcript has 6 exons. The coding region runs from base 187 to 1077 and encodes 296 amino acids. The record is from RefSeq and is a predicted model, not a curated record. Gene Ontology annotation, molecular function: structural molecule activity.
GGUUUACCAUAUAUUUGCGUAAUUGAUUAGAAACACAGGAAUUUCCAAGCCUCUGAAAAAGGAGCUCUGCGUCUUUAAGGCUCCGCAGGGCUCUCCUCUGCUCUCUACGCAGGCAGAGCAGACUCUGCCGCAGCGACUCAUCCUAUCGAUAAGGUUCAGUUAGCCAAGGUGGAGGAUGGGAAAAGAAUGGAACUGUCCCAGCUACUCAAUGAGAUCAGGGUAAACUAUGAAAAGCUCCUCACCAGAAAUCAGAUAGAGACCAUGCUCUCAACAAGGAUCCAGCUAGAAGAAGAUAUAAGCAAAAAAAUGGACAAAGAUGAAGAGGCUUUAAAGGCGGCUCAAGCAGAGCUCAAGGAAGCCCGACGUCAGUGGCACCACCUGCAAGUGGAAAUUGAAUCUCUCCACGCUGUGGAAAGGGGCCUGGAAAACUCCCUGCACGCCAGUGAGCAGCAUUACCAGAUGCAGCUGCAGGACCUAGAAGGUGUGAUUGAAGGACUAGAAAAAGAGCUACAGGAAGUAAGGCGUGGCAUCGAGAAGCAGCUUCAAGAGCAUGAGAUGCUGCUUAAUACGAAGAUGAGGCUCGAACAAGAAAUAGCCACUUACCGACGCCUCCUGGAAAAGGAGGAAAUCAGAUACUACGGUUCUAUCCAAGGUGGGAAAAAAGACCCAAAACCUACCACAAGUAGAGUUGGUUUUGUUUUACCUUCAGCCAUUAUAAAUGAAAUAUCUUUUUCAACAAAAGUCCCACAAAAGUGUGAGAAUGAAAAAGUGGAGACAAUAACCAAACAGGCAAUAUUAAACGGAAAUAUUGUGAAGGAAAGCACUGAAGCUCAUGGCACUAUACAGACAGAGAAAGUUGAUGAAGUUAUUAAAGAAUGGGAAGGUUCCUUCUUCAAAGAUAACCCUCGAUUAAGGAAAAAAUCUGUUUCCCUUCGAUUUGAUCUUCACUUAGCAGCCACCGAUGAAGGAUGUUUACAGACUAAGCAGGAUAACCUACCAGAUAUAGAAGUCAGGCUUAUCAUGAGAAGAUCGUGCAGUAUCCCCUCUAUCAAACCUCCAUCAGCUGCUGCUGAGUAACCCAAAGACAGUAUUUGACAUGAUUUGAAAAUGUCAUUAGGAUGGACCUAGGUGGGCCAUGCCGGGCCCCUCCAUUCCUAAAUGUAAAUUACUAAGUACAUAUGGAAAAGGUUAUUAUAGUCAAUGUGUGAUUCUCUUCAGGAAAAAACUAGUAAGAGACAAAGUUUCUCUGAAUCUAAUUAUGGAUCUAUUUUAUGGGGAGGAGGCGGCUUAAAAAUCAAAUUAGGAACUCAGUAUGGUUUCUAUUUUAUUUAUUCUCCAAAUAUUCUUUUUCUUUUUUCCUUGAAAUUUUAUCAAGACUGUAAGCAG